Molecule: messenger RNA, 4921 nt
Organism: Branchiostoma floridae (Florida lancelet)
Lineage: Eukaryota; Metazoa; Chordata; Leptocardii; Amphioxiformes; Branchiostomatidae
Product: sorting nexin-33-like
Exons: 2
Coding region: 365-2146 (593 amino acids)
Biological process (GO): endosomal transport; mitotic cell cycle; plasma membrane tubulation
Cellular component (GO): cytoplasmic vesicle; plasma membrane
Molecular function (GO): phosphatidylinositol binding; protein binding
Source: RefSeq, a predicted model, not a curated record
UUUCCUUCUGUUGCACUGGAGGAGCUGUAAGGGGGUUUCUCGACCUUUGCAGACAUACCUUUUCUCGUUCUCACUAAGAGUAUCUGCGUUUACUAAAGCAUUCAACACAAGUCUUCCAUAUCAUUCUGCGCUUUUUGUCAGGAGCUAUCAGUUAUUUUUCCGAGGUACUCAGCAUUAUUUCGCGAAGGCUGUUGCUAAGUACUCCGUUGUAGCCUCCAAGCUGACCUAAGCCGACAAAAAUGGAGGCAGAAGCAAGCAUUAGAUGAAUCACAAAAUCACCGGAAUUUCGGUGUUAUCUUCCCCGGAAGGAGCGAUCAUUUGAUCACAACUUUCCAAGACAAUACAAGGAACUUCGAAGACGAAAAUGGGGACUGAGAUUCAGGUCCGAGCUAUGUAUGACUUUGAUGGGGUCGCUGACAAUGGUGAACUCUCCAUCCGUGCAAAUGAGAUCUUGACAGUGACCAGACAGGAUGUUGGAGAUGGUUGGUGGGAAGGUCGCAAUGUGCAAGGAGAGGUUGGAUUUUUCCCUGAGGCAUAUGUAGAAACACUUCCCAGUGUUCCUCAGCCCCCAGCAAUCCCUGCAAGAAAUCAAGGCAGCUACAGCUCCGGUGGGGUUGGUGGCCAGGCUAGCAGCUGGGAUAGCUCUUCAUACAACCAACAGCAAUACCAGAAAACGGCAUACAGUUCAUCCUACAGCUAUGGGCAGACUGCCACAGAUGGUGGAGGAGAGCAAGGUUACAACUUUUCCAACUCCCAGGAUGAUGAUGGCUGGGAUGAAGACUGGGACGAUGACACAAGCAGCAACUACAGUGACAGGAGAGCAUCUCAGCAGGACCCGGAUGAACUAACGGGGGACGGAGUGUUCGGCUUAUCCGCACCCAACCGCCAGCAGCCUAGGAAGCCGUCAUCACACUCUCAGUCAAGCUCCGCAGAUGCAAAAGGGUCAGGUACAAUCCGUAAAAGUCUGAACAGAUUCACAGUGUUUGUGAAAUCAGGAGGAGAGAACUACAUGCUGGGAUCUGCCAAAGCAUCUGUAGACCCCAGAGACAAAAUGGAGGUCGUGGAGACUGCAGAUGGAAUACAGUGGGGGAAAAGCCCAGAAGUCUUCAGUGUAGAGAUCAAAAACCCCACCAAGGCCAGCAAGCUGAAAGGCAUGAAGAGUUUCAUCGCAUAUGAGGUUACGCCUACACACACAAACAGGAGCGUCACCCGCAGAUACAAGCACUUUGAUUGGCUGUAUAAUCGUUUGGUUGAAAAGUACUCUGUGAUAUCCAUCCCGCCCCUCCCUGACAAGCAGGUGACAGGACGAUACGAGGAAGAGUUUAUCCAGCACCGCAUGGCCCAGCUUCAACUGUGGAUGAACCGCAUGACGCGACAUUCCAUUGUGUCACGGGCAGAUGUCUUUCAGCACUUUCUCAGCUGUGGUGAUGACAAGAACACGUGGAAGGCAGGUAAGCGCAGGGCAGAGAGGGACAACCUCAUUGGUGGGAGCUUCUUCCUGGCCAUCGAGACGCCGUCCACUCCACUGGAUAUGCAAGAAGUGGAACAGCAACUUGACAACUUUGGCAAGUUUGUCAAAAGUAUGGAUGACAGUGUGAAAACAGUGUACAAUACAGCCCAUGACAACUCUAAGAAGCAUGUUGGGCCCUACAAGCGGGAAUUCCAAAAAGUUGGAGCUGCCUUCAAUGCGCUGAGCACAUCCUUCGAACUGGACAAUACACCGAAAUCACGUCCAUUAACAGAAGCAAUAGCAUUUACAGGAAGGGCAUACGAUGAAAUCGGCCUCCUCUUCUCUGAGCAGCCAAAGAAUGAUUUGCAUCCUUUCAUGGAUGCCCUGCAUGAGUACAGGGGCAUCAUACCAACGUUCCCCGACAUAUUACAAGUCCAUAAAGGCGCCAUGGGGAAGUUCAGAGAAUGCCAGAAGUUGCAGGAGGAGGGAAAAAUGGAAGCGUCCGAGGUGGAAGGAGUGCAACAGCGGCUAGAGACCAUCUCGUAUGCCACCCUUGCUGAAAUGAACCACUUCCACAAGGAGCGCAUCAGUGACAUCAAAGUCAUGAUGCAAAAUUAUCUCCAGCAACAAAUAGCCUUCUACCAACAGGUCACCUCCAAGUUACAAGAGGCAUUGAUUCAGUAUGACAAUGUCUAACCCACAUGCACAUUGUACAAAUACUACAAUGCACCAUGUGAGGACUCAUUUUGUACAUGUAUGUACAAUGCUUAGGGAUUGUUGACAUAAGAUAGCAGCCACAAACAUUAUCGCUGAUAACCUGUAGUCCUUUGGUUUUAUUCACAGACAAGGAGAUAACAUGUCUUGAUUUUAGAGCUACUACAUGUGUACAUAAAUGAAAUGUUUUUUUAGCUCCAACUUUUUGGAUCAUUGAGAGAAUUCUUUUGUUUUGGUUUACAGAGCUGUCAGGUAGUUUCUUAUGAUGAAUAAGUGUUAAGUUUUGCAUUUUGACAUAUCAUUACCAAGAGAGUUUAUGUUUGUAUGUUAAGCUUAUCAGCCAGCGUUGUGCCAAGAUAUGUACAGGUAAGGCUUCCAAUAUAAAUUGCUGACAUUUAUCUUGCAGAUAAGAUGUUCACCUAUCCUCAGUCUGCCUUGAAAGAUACCAUAACUGUGGGAAAUAGAUGAUAGAGGUUUGAAGAAAGUAAGUUAAGUACAUAGUUGGACAGAUCCUGACUGAAAUUUGAUCAGCCAGACUCAACCUAGAAAGCUAUUACAAAUGUAUUUUAGUUUAACAUGAUUAAAUACCUGUUCCCAGUAAAGUGAUAUGUGUUCUAGCUGAGUACUGUGAACAGCUAUGUAGGUCAACAGAGUUAGGUUGGAGCUGUCCUCUUGUGAAUUAUCAUGUUGAUAAGUUUCACAGCAGGUUAUAAUUUAUGUAUGGAUUAGGUACUAGCUUUGAAUGUGGCUUCAUUGAACUAUGAAUUAACAACUUAUAAAAUGAUUAAGGAGUUUUUAGAUCAGUGGAGGUGUAUCGUUCAUAAUUGACUUUAUAUAAUCACAUGUACAUAUAUACAUAAGAAUAGAUAUUAACUAAAAGGAUGUAAGUUUUAUCUGUAAAGGAGUUACCAAUAUGAGCUGAUAGCAGAACCUUAGAAUCUCAGAUUUAAUCUAAAUGAAUGUAUUUUGUGUUCUACCAUUUCCCUCCAGUGAGAUAUGAAAGUGUUCCACAUUUCAUUGAAUGCAGUGUUGUGGCAUCUGUCAGCCCUGUUGUUUGGACACUACGUCUAUCUCACAAGGAAGCAAAUAGGUUUACAGCAUAGCAAGGAAGCCUUCAAGGAUUUAAUGUAGUUGUAGUGUGGCAGAAAACCCUGUAGGUGAUUAAAGUCUCAUCAAGUGUACCUUUGUAUUUGCUGGGGUUAUUAAGAGAUGUCAUAGAUCUGUUCAGAAAAAUGAAUCACAGACAUCAUUGAUGACACCCACACAAGUCACAUAAACACUUUCACUUUAGACAUAACAAUCCAGGGAGCAUUCAAAGAGUCAAGCCACACCUAUUUAUCUUGUUUUAAGAUGCCUUUUGACUGCAAUGAUAUUUAAUUUUUAAAUUUGUUGUAAAGCAAGAAUGGCAUCUCAGUUGAGAGUCACUGAUUUUGCCUUUUCUUUACAAUGCUGCAUUUCAAUGUGAAAUGAACUUGCUUCAGUUAUAUAACGUUACAACAGUUAUGUUUUUAUGUAACAUCUGGAGCAGUGAUAAAACAUUAGCCUGGUAUCCAAACCUAUCAUAUGUGCUAUGCCUCAUUCCCUUCUUGCAAAUAUAUUUGUGAGGGAGGACAAAGAGACUUGGCAGCUAUAAUUGGAUACUGGGCUUAUUAAACAUAGGAGCCUAACUAAUAAGUAAGCCUCUUCCUGAUCUGUUAAGUGGGGCAAUUUUGUGAGGCAGAUACUUUGAUAUUGUUUGGUUUGUGACAUUGCAGUUACAAUACGUAGAUGUUAGAUUGAAGUCUGGUUUUCAUUAUGUUCAUAUAUAUAUAUGUUUACCUAGCAACAAAAUGUACCAAUUACAGUCAAAACUGCACAAAAGACCACUCGGGACCAAUAAAUUCUGGUCUAUGUGGACAGGUGGUUACUAUAGAAAAGAUUCUUAAUGCUUGAGUUAAUGAGGAAAAAAAUCUAAGGGACCACCAAAAAAUGGUCACAUAGGCCAGGUGGUCCUAAUGUAGAUGUGGUCACUUGUACAUGUUUGACUGUAGUUCUUUCAUAGUAGUAGAUUAUUGCCCGUAAUAUCGGAAUGUAGUAAACGAUUAUGAUGUUUUCCCAUGUGCUUUUUCUCUUGACUGAUCAAAAGCCUUGUGGGAUAUAUGAACAAUGAAUGCAUAUUGUGUAUAACAGACUGGUGUACCAUGUACCCUAAGCAUAAAGGUAGUUGUACAAUUAUCUGAUGUACUCUUAAAAACCAUGUCAAUGAGUCUUCGUAGUUAUGUAUUGGUUGCUUUACUUUAUUUCAUUUGAGGUAUUUUGUUGUGUCUUUUUGCUUUGGUAUGGUUUGAUGAACAAAUCUGGGCUAUGUGACAAUUGCAAAUGUGAAAAGUGAAAGAAUCAUAACAUCAAGUGGAGAAUGAUAGUUUUGAUUUAAUUCAAGCCAAUUUUCUUCUUACUUCAUCAGUAGAACAUUGCAAAAAGAAUGUAUACAUACAUAUAUGAAUAUUGUGUAUUUGUGGUAAAUGGCUGCGACACGAUUUGAAAAAUAUGUGUAAUAAGUUCUUGACCUAUAUAACAUACUGCCAUGAUUUUACUGUAGCUUGUUCUGUGGACUCUUUUUCCUAGACAUGGUUUUAUUUGUGUAUUUAACACAACUAAACUAUUUUUGUAUGUAGCCAAUAUUUGUGUGAGCAAUUAUGUUUGUAUGUGUCAGUAAUAUAUUUUGGUAGUACAGUAGAAAACUCUUAGAGUGAAUAAAAGCUGGAGCUGAUGUACAUG